Salvelinus sp. IW2-2015 is the source of this 10900-nucleotide messenger RNA. The record is from RefSeq and is a predicted model, not a curated record. Lineage: Eukaryota; Metazoa; Chordata; Actinopteri; Salmoniformes; Salmonidae.
CUCCUCGCUCUCAUUUGGGCAAUAAUGCUUUGGACGCCGGCGAGGUGGCCACCGGUGCUUGUUCUCAUUUAAGUAGUCACAAUGUUAUCGAUCUCACCAGUGAUGGUUGUAAUCGUUCGUUUACUAAAGCCAUUGGGAGAACGGGGAGGAGCGUGGCGCAUGGGCCCUGCCCAUGCUAUCUCACCUCAGCCACCGCAGGCAGCGCAGCCAGAUGUUACCAGUCACCCGGGAUUACUGAUGGGGCCAUGGCCCUCACAGGUUGUUAUUUCAGGCAUACCCGCUCCAGUCCUGGGCAUGCCAUGGUUCUGGGCAGGAGGAGGGAGGGAGAGAUGGCACAAGGCAACAAACACGUGAACAAAAAUUAUCUGGAUAAGGAUUUGGCCUCUGUUUAUCUAACAACUAAGCUUAAGGAGCCGGCUGCUCCUCCACAGAGAAUAUCAGUGUUGGCAGGCCGAGAACAGAGCGCUCAACCCCGGGUAGAGAGUAAGGGGUUACCCUGGGGGUCUCUCCCCGGAACGAGGUGUUGUGGUUUGCAGCGGAUGGAUAUGGGGGGAGGACUUUCAGCCAACGUUAUGGGUCCCAGGGGAAGCAUAGAAGUGAGUAAUCUCGACAUCCAAUUUCCCCCCACCACAAAUAUCACUGAUAGUCUAUGUUUGCCAUCUAACGGAACCGGUAAUGAAAACAGAAAUUCUACUAGCUCAUUUUCCUUAUUCCAUGACGACAUACAGGCAGCAGAAUCGGCUGCUCGAGCCAAUGUUCCUUAUCCUCAGUCUGAGCCAGCUCACAAUGAGUCAGCUAUCGUCACGCCUAUAUUGUCUUCCAUCACCGCUCUCACAAUAUCAMCCUCGGUACACGCUGGUGCAAUUAAGUCUGGUGUUACUCACAGGGAUCUCGUUAUCACAAACCCCUUCUCAUUCUCCAUGGAGCUCAAUCUGAUUAAACGGGAUAGUGACUCAGACUCACAUUCCCAGCCACGGACAAGCCUCCUCUACAGACCCCCUCCUCUUCAAAUAGGUUCAGCACCACAGGCACAAUGGACAGCACCCAUGAAAACCUCUACCCAGCUUUCUCCAAGUAAACAUGCAUAUUCGGCUCACCACUUUCAGCCAUUUUUGGGGGAGAAUGUUCACAACGUCAAUAAUAAUAACAAUAUCAGAAAUUACAACCAGAACCACAACAACAACAACAACAACAACAACAACAACAACAAAGAGGAGAAUAUUCAGAUGAAUGAUGAAAGAAAUGGUGUCAAUAGUAGACAGGCGUCAGUGGAUCUGAGCGGACCAUGCUCACAGACACAGCUGGGCUUGGUCCCUGAAGAAUUGCUCGACACUGCGUGUGUUGACAGCAGCUCAGGCGACAGCUUAACUACUGUCCAGGGGGGCACUCGCCUGCAAUUAAAAUCAGGUAAACUGGUGUCAUUACAACAGGAAGGUGUCAGUCAGCCAGAAAGGCAUAUGGGGGGCGAAGUUGAUGAGGGGUCUGGGGGAGGCGAAUUACAGGCGGGGGAGGGAGAGAGACAGGCCAGAGAGGCAUGGAGGGAGGAAGUGGAGGAGUGGGAGUCAGAGGGAAUAAGAAAGGGAGCCACAGCCCAGACAGAUGCAACUGUAGAGGCAGAGGGAGAGAGAGAGAAGGGUCAGGAGAGGGCCAGCCUCACACAGACACAGAGUGGAGCAGGAGGAAAAGGGGAGGGGGAGAGAGUGUGGCAGGGGCCUGAAAGCACACAGGAAGACGAGGAGGAAAGGCACAGGUCAAGGGGAGAGAGAAGCUUGGGAAGGCAGACCGUGGAAGAUGAAGGUGAGGAGGACAGAGGGAAAGAGGUUUUGGUGGUGGGGCGCGCUCGCCGAGCUGCCAACAGACACCCUCACUUCUCCCAGUAUAACUUCCAGGUGCAGGUUCCAGAAAACCAGCCCCCAGGCUCCUCAGUCAUAGCCAUGUCAGCCACCGACCCAGACGCAGGUGAAGCAGGCAGGCUCAGCUACACCAUGGCCCCUCUCAUGAACAGCAGAUCCACUGACUACUUCCACAUCGACCCCGACACAGGCCUCAUCACCACCUCCCAGGUGCUGGACAGGGAGCACAUGGACCUGCACUACUUCCGGGUCACGGCGUCAGACCACYGCUCUCCACGCCUCUCUGGCACCACCAUGGUGGCAAUCACUGUGGCCGACCGCAAUGACCACUCGCCUAUCUUUGAGCACACCGAGUACCGGGAGACCAUCCGGGAGAACGUGGAGGAGGGCUAUCCCAUCCUGCAGCUCCGAGCCACUGACCUGGAUGCCCCGUCCAAUGCCAACAUCCGCUACCGCUUCAUAGGAGACACAGCUGCUGCGGCCCGGGCCGCAUUUGAGAUUGACCCCCGCUCAGGGCUGAUCACCACGCGGGGCGUGGUCGACCGGGAGACCAACGAGCGCUACACCCUCCACGUGGAGGCCAGCGACCAGGGAAGGGAGCCCGGGCCGCGCUCGGCCAUCGUUAAGGUCUUCAUCACAGUGCUGGACGAGAACGACAACGUGCCCCAGUUCAGCGAGAAGCGCUAUGUGGUGGCGGUCAGGGAGGACAUCCGGCCCCACUCGGAGAUCCUGAGGGUGAGCGCUACGGACCAUGAUAAGGAUAGCAACGCGGCUGUCCACUACAACAUCAUCAGUGGGAACAGCCGGGGCCAGUUCUCAAUCGACAGUGUGACGGGGGAGAUCCAGGUAGUUGCCCCUCUGGACUUCGAGGCAGAGAGGGAAUACACUCUGAGGGUUCGAGCCCAGGACAACGGCCGGCCACCCCUCUCCAAUAACACAGGUAUCAUCAGCGUGCAGGUGACCGACGUCAAUGACAACCCUCCCAUCUUCGUGUCCACGCCGUUCCAGGCGUCAGUGCUGGAGAGCGCCCCCGUGGGCAGCUCCAUCCUCCACAUCCAGGCCAUCGACACCGACUCUGGGGACAACGCCCGUCUGGAGUACAGGCUGACUGGCACCAGCCCUGACACGCCCUUCGUCAUUAACUCCGCCACCGGCUGGGUGACGGUCAGUUCGGCUCUCGACCGGGAGUCUGUGGAACACUUCUUCUUUGGGGUGGAGGCCAGAGACUAUGGCAUCCCACUUCUCUCUGCCACAGCCAGCGUGACCAUAACAGUGAUGGACGUCAACGACAACAGGCCAGAGUUCCUGCAGAAAGAGUACUUUGUGAGGCUCAACGAGGAUGCAGCUGUAGGCACCAGUGUGGUCAUUGUGACCGCGGUCGACCGUGAUGUCAACAGUGCGGUCACCUAUCAGAUCACGGGGGGCAACACGCGUAACCGCUUUGCUAUAAGCACAGCCGGAGGGUCGGGGAUGCUCUCUCUAGCACUGCCGCUCGACUACAAACAGGAGCGCCGAUACGUUCUGACUGUGACGGCUUCCGACCGCACGCUACAUGACACGUGCCAGGUCCACGUCAACAUCACGGACGCCAACACACACCGGCCCGUGUUCCAGAGCGCUCACUACUCAGUGACCGUGAACGAGGACCGCCCCCCGGGCAGCACGGUCGUGGUCAUCAGCGCCACGGAUGARGACGUUGGUGAAAACUCUCGCAUCACCUACUUCCUGGAAGACAACAUCCCCCAGUUCCGCAUUGACCCGUCCAGCGGAGCCAUCACCCUGCAAGCCGAGCUGGAUUACGAGGACCAGAUGACCUACACACUGGCCAUCACCGCACGGGACAACGGCAUCCCACAGAAGUCUGACACCACCUACGUAGAGGUGAAUGUGAACGAUGUGAACGACAACGCACCACAGUUCCUCAGCCCCAGGUACCAGGGCACCYUCAGUGAAGACGCCCCACCCUUCACUAGCGUGCUACAGAUAUCCGCAAUGGACCGAGAUGCCCACGCCAACGGCCGCGUCCAGUACACCUUCCAGAAUGGGGAGGACGGUGACGGAGACUUCACCAUCGAGCCCACAUCGGGCAUCGUACGCACYGUCCGRCGUCUGGACCGCGAGAGUGUCCCAUUCUAUGAGCUGACGGCGUACGCCGUGGACCGUGGUGUGCCUCCCCAGCGGACGCCCGUCCACAUCCAGGUGACGGUUCUCGACGUCAACGACAACGCUCCUGUCUUCCCGGCAGACGACUUUGAGGUUCUGGUGAAGGAGAACAGCGCUGUGGGGUCGGUGGUGGCCCAGAUCACAGCCACAGACCCAGACGAGGGGACCAAUGCCCAGAUCAUGUAUCAAAUCGUAGAAGGUAACAUCCCUGAGAUCUUCCAGAUGGACAURUUCUCCGGGGAGCUCACCUCCCUCAUCGACCUGGACUACGAGGCCCGCUCUGAGUACGUGAUCGUGGUCCAGGCCACCUCAGCCCCCCUGGUGAGCCGGGCCACGGUGCGCAUCCGGCUGGUGGACCAGAACGACAACCGGCCCCAGCUCCAGGACUUCCAGAUCGUCUUCAACAACUUUGUGUCCAACCGCUCCAACAGUUUCCCCAGCGACGUGAUCGGCCGGGUGCCGGCCCACGACCCCGAUGUGUCAGACCACCUGUACUACUCCAUUGCCCGGGGAAACGACCUACACCUGCUGCUGCUCAACCACAGCAGCGGGGAGAUCCGGCUGAGCCGCAAGCUGGACAACAACAGAGCCUUGGUGGCCCCCAUGCUCAUCACUGUCACAGACGGUAUCCACAGCAUCUCGGCCCAGUGCAUCCUCCGAGUGCUCAUCAUCACAGAGGACAUGUUGAGCAGCAGCGUGACGGUGCGCCUUCAAAACAUGUCCCAGGACCACUUCCUGUCCCCUCUGCUUGGUCACUUCCUGGAGGGGGUGUCGGCGGUGCUGUCCGUCCCUCCGGAGGACGUGUUUGUUUUCAACAUCCAGCCGGACGGCGAGGCGGGGGGCAUCCUGAAUGUUAGUUUCACCGCGGCGCUGCCAGGGGGUAACUUCUUCCCCUCCGAAGCCCUGGAAGAGCAACUCUACCUCAACCGGCCCCGCCUCACCUCCCUGGCACAGAUGGAGGUGCUUCCGUUCGAUGACAACGUGUGUCUGCGGGAGCCGUGUCAGAACUACAUGAAGUGCGUCUCCGGUGCCUUCGCUUCAACAGCUCUGCUCCCUUAUCUCCUCUCCCUCCGUCCCUGUUCCGGCCCAAUACCACCCCAUCGCCGGCUGCGCUGCCGCUGCCCCGCAGGCUUCACCGGGGACCUACUGCGAGACGGAGAUCAACCUGUGUUACUCCAACCCCUGUUUCAAACGAGGGCUUGUGCUUCGCAGCGGAGGAGCCGUACACUCUGCAAUCUGCAAGAGAAGACAUACACCAGCCCUCCAAAGAGGCCCGAGUGUGAGCGGACCUCGCUGACCGCCCCAUCAGUCCGUUCUGAUGAGAAGGACGGCUCUGGCCCUCGAAGUCCUAGGCCUACGCCUUCUGGUAUGACUUGUGACGACGGCCCGUUUGUGCCGUCGCGCUUCCACACCGAGAUACAGCACGAUCCAGAGGACGGUCCCGGCCACUACGACGUAGUUGAGUUGGACAGCGUCAGAGGUCGCUGUGUUCCCGGGGCUGUUCGGAAUGGGGGACGAUGCAAGAGCUGUCUGGAGGGGUUCCGCUGUGAGUGCCCGCAGGAGGGUGCGAGCGGCCCUACUGCGCAUGUCCCCGCACGCUCCUUCCCCCCCAAGUCCUUUAUCAUGUUCCGAGGCCUCCGCCACAGAUUCCACCUCUCCAUCUCUCUCACCUUUGCCACCCUGGAGAACAGUGGCCUCCUCUUCUAUAACGGACGCUUCAACGAGAAACACGACUUCCUGGCUCUGGAGAUCUUGGAGGGCCAGGUGGUGCUCAAGUACUCCACAGGUGAAUCGUCCACUCAGGUGAGCCCCUUCCUACCUGGGGGCGUAGCCGAUGGCAACUGGCACACCGUCCACAUCCACUACUACAACAAGCCCAAGCGCAGUGUGAGCGGGGAGGCCCAGGGUCCGUCUGAUGAGAAGGUGGCGGUGGUCAGUGUGGAUGACUGUGACACGGCCGUGUCGCUGCGCUUCGGAACACAGCUCGGCAACUAUAGUUGUGCUGCUCAGGGCAAGCAGACCAGCUCCAAGAAUGCCCUCUGGUGGGACCUGAAGAAUGACGUGACCAUCUCCACUCCCUGGUACCUGGGGCUGGUGUUCAGGACGCGGGCCAGGGAUGGCACCCUGCUGCAGGCACAGGCCGGACAGUACACCAGCCUGGUCUUCCAGCUGGUGAGCGGUCAGCUGGUGUUCUCAGUGACCAAGGGGUCGACGCGGCCAGUGCGCCUGCGUCUGGACCAGGUGCAGGUGAGCGACGGACGCUGGCAUGACCUGCAGCUGGAGCUCCGAGACGUCCGCAGCGGGAGGGAGACGCGRUACGUGGCUACUGUCCGCCUCGACUUCGGCCUCUUCCAGGCAGUGAUGAACCUGGACCGUGUGGAGAACCACACCCACGUGCGUCGACGUUUCCCUCGCUACCAAAGCCCUCUGUUCCGCGGCCAGGCUCUCUGGGACCCCCACACCACACGUGGUGCUGCCCCCUGCUGCCCUGGUGCCACAACGACACCAGUUUUCCGCUUCACAGAACACAGUUCCUGCCCCCGUCAGUAUGUUGGCCAAUCAGACAGGGGAAUAUGCUGCGGCCAGCCGUUCUGUUCGCUGCCGGAGCCGCCCGUCACCAUCGUCAUCAUGCUGAUCUAUCGUAGCCUUGGACCGGCACUCCCCCAAGUACCACCUGACAGACGAGGAGUCAGACUCCCCAGACAUCCGGUGAUGAACUCUCCAGUGGUCAGUGUGUCUGUCUACAACAACCAGACGUUUCGGGGGUCCCCUGGACUCGCCCUGCAGCUGGAGUUCCGUCUGCUGGAGACCACCAAUCGUAGCAAGCCCCUGUGUGCGUGGAACCACAGCAGCCCGUUGGAGGCGGGAGGUUGCUGGACGGUGAGGGACUGCAUCGUAGUAUACAGGAACACGUCCCACGUGCGUUGCCAGUGUCAGAGGCUGGGCACCUUUGGUGUCCUGAUGGACAGCUCCCAGAGAGAACAGCUGGAGGGGGAUCUGGAGACCCUGGCCCUGGUCACCUACUCCUCCCUGUCUGUGUCCAUGCUGGCCCUGCUGCUCACCGUCCUGGUGCUGUCCUGCCUCAGGGGCCUCAAGUCCAACACCCGCUCCAUCCACUCCAACAUGGCCGCCGCCAUGCUGCUGUCUGAGCUCGUCUUCCUGUUCGGCAUCAACCAGACUGAGCAGCAGUUCCUGUGUACGGUGGUGGCUAUCCUGCUGCACUAUUUCUUCAUGGCCACGUUUGCCUGGCUGUUUGUGGAAGGGCUCCACGUCUACCGCGUGCAGACAGAGGCUCGCAACAUCAACUACGGAGCCAUGAGGUUCUACUAUGUCGGGUGGGGUGUGCCUGCCAUCAUCACAGGUUUGGCGGUAGGGCUGGACCCUGAGGGCUAUGGGAACCCAGACUUUUGCUGGAUCUCCAUCUACGACAAACUCAUCUGGAGCUUCGCUGGACCCAUCGCCAUCGUGCUCCUGAUAAACGGUGGGAUGUUUCUGAUUGUGGCGCGCAUGUCCUGCAACCCCUCCCAGAAAGAGACCAAGAAACUACCUGUCAUUGCCACUAUACGCAGUGCCUCCCUCCUGCUGCUAGAGAACCUGCUGGCCCGCCAGACCUUGGAACACAAUCUGGACAUACUGGACUACAAACCUGGAGUGUGGCUAUGUGAGGACUCGGACUCAGACUCGGAUCUCUCUUUAGAAGAGGAACGUAGUCUCUCCAUCCCCUCCUCCGAGAGUGAGGACAACGUUCGUCUCCGUGGACGCAUCCAGCGACGCUUCAAACGCACCAAUCACAGUGAGCGGCUUCUCACAGAGCCCGCCCACAACGGCACCAAAGAUCUGGAUGGCAAUGAUCUGCUCUCCUAUUGGCCAGCGCUGGAGGAGAGUGAGGUCCACUCCCUGCAGAAGUGGGGCUCAGAGCGCCGCCUAGGGGCUGACUAUAGCAAGGACGCCACCAACAACAACCAGCCUGAGGCGGCACUGACCAGCGGGGACGAGAACGGCCUGACAGGACAGUCCAACCGCCACCGCAAGGGCAUCUUGAAGAACCGCAUUGACUGUCCCCCGGCCCUGCAGGGUCUCUCCGCCACGGGCCAGGUCCCCAGCGAACUCUCCUGGUACCGCACCUCCACCCUGGGCCACAGGGGUGUCCCGGCAGCCUCCUAUGGCCGCAUGUACUCUGGGACAGGCUCCCUGUCUGGUACGGGCUCCUUGUCCCAGCCCGCCUCCCGCUACUCCUCCAGGGAGCAUCUGGACUCUCUGGCCCGCCGCCAGCUCUCCAGAGACCCCCUCGGCCGCCAGGCUGGAGGAGGAUCCCAGAACCGUCUGGACCGCCAGGGCCCCCGGGACAACCUGGACCUGCUGCCCCGCCGCCGUGAGCCGGGCCUAGACAGAGCCUCCAGGGAGAACCUGAGCAGCUCCAGAGACAGACUGGAUGUCCAGCAGCACAGCGCCCACGCCUCCCGGGAGGACUUGAGUGGGAAUGGGGGUGUGGAGCCCAGUCUGGGAGGGUCGCGCUCCCAGCUCAACACCCUGACGCGGCGCCAGGCCUCCUCCCGCGAACACCUAGGAGGAGCGCUGAUGAGCAGCCGCUCCCGUGAACAGCUGGAGGCCAACGGGGGCGGCGGGGUGACCCAGUCCCAGCCCUGCAGGGAGUGGCUUCGCACCCUGCCCCCCCGCCAGCACUCACACCCUGACCAGCCCCCGCCCUCCUCCCCUCCGGCCCCCAUCAGCGAGGAACCCCAGGAGCCCCCCCUACCCCGCCGCGGCCGGCUGGACUCUGCCCCCCUGUGUAGGUACCCCCUCCCUGCCCCCGGCGCCCCACCCAGCCGCCACCCGUCCAGCGAGCACCUGGACAUCCUGUCCUCCAUCUUGGCCUCCUUCAGUUCCUCCGUGCUCACCCCUCCAGCCCCCUCCUCUGCACAAGGACCCUCCCCCUCCCCGCCCCACUCCGCCACCUCCCACAGCAUCUCUGAGGUCUCCCCAGACUCUGAAGUCAACAGAAGUGAAGGACAGUCUUGAUGACACCCUCCAUAUCCCACAAUGCAUUAUGUUUUGUAUUGGGGAUACCAAGGACUGUGUGGGGGCCGGGGAGAGGUCAAGGAGCACCCUGGACUGCUGAAGCACCCUGGGAUACUGGAGGAUCUAAGUGUUGAAGAAAGGCAGACAGUGAGAUGUGAGAUGAGUUUGGAGGUGCUUGGUUCGUUCUGUUGACUAUUUUCUGUUACAACCAGCACCAAGUAUGGGGAGGAGGGCUAUACGAUGGAUGGCUGGCUACCUACCUUAGCUACUAAUGUUUAAUGAACUUCGAUCCUCAGAUUUAGUCAUGAACACAAGGAUCGGAAUUGAACCGCUAAGAAAAAGAUGAACCUGUACAUAACAUUUUUAUACAUUUUGUAUCUUUUUCAUCAGAGACGAAGAAAAAAAACACGGACGUUUUUGAAGAUUGCGCCCAUGUGCGGUUGUGAACGAGGUGUGAAUGGAAUCUGUCGCUAGGGGCAAAAGCCCUUGAAUCAAAAUACCGUUAUCCUGAAAAGUUUCCUCAAACACGUCAGCUAUAUGUAUAAAACUAGGGACAGGGGUCGGUUAGUGUUGAUUGGAUGAGACUGUGAGACCUGAGACAUGAUAGGACGAGGAAGGUGUUGGGGGGCGGGUGAUUGUAAACAGGAACGAAUUCUAUGGAAGCGGGAUCUGACAGAACAAAUGAUUGUGAACAAGAAAGAACGCGAACAUACUUUGAUAUUUGAGAGGCUUGAUUAUCUCAUUCUUCAGUUGGUCAGGUUACUGUUUGGAUGGAAGUGCUCCUGUUAAUCCAAGGAAAGACCCACUGCAUUUGAAUGUCAGCCGUCUAUUCUGCAGCAUCAUACAUCUCUCUCUGUGCUACUAUAUAUCAGAAAACAAAACACCAGUACCGUUUCAUAUCUAAUAGUUUCUCUGCCUGAUAUUUGGUCCAUUUUAGUGUACAAAACCCUCUGUUGGGAAAAUGGUCACGUGUACCGGGUUACAGGGGUAUGAGAGGUAAAGAGAGAGAGAACACGUUUAGGUGACCACGAAAAGUCCUAAAGUGGUGUUACAUAUUGGCUCGGAGAUUAAAAGGCAGAUCAGAGGAAGAGGAGUGCGUCACCUGUGCACCAGUUGUUCCCGGGAUCAUAACAGGAGAACACAUUGCACAUGUAAUAACACGAUACUUAACAGGCGCGUGGAACAGGAAAAAAAGUGGGUCAAAAAGAAAUACGAGUGAAAAAGACGGAAGGAACCGAGGGACUAUUACUCAUUAGAGGAAGGACGAAAAGACAGGUUGUAGAAAGAAAACGACUCGUCUCUCACACCGGCGGUCUGCAAAUCUCUUUCCAACGACCUGCUUUAAUCUUUUUAUGUCUUUGGGUUGUGGUAAGUUAAUAUAAAUGUGACAGUAUUAUUGCCAAAAAUCUCCCCAGGGUCCCCGAUAUCCAUCCUUAGCUAUAUUCAACUGCUCCAGUUCUUUUGCCACUGGUCAGUUKUUUUGUAUAUGAUUUAUUAUUGCAGUACCUUUAACUUGUACAGACAUAAGAUUUAUAUUAUUUAUUACUUUGUCAUUUUGUGUGAGAGUAUGUUAUUUAUAAAAGAGAGUAUGCAAGCGGUAUUUGUUCAAAUGUAGUUUUUUUUUUUUUUUAACAUGUAAUGUUUCGUAUGAGCUGACUCCCACUGUGACAAACUGCAUUGAGAGAAAAGGAAGUGUGAGAGAGAAGAGGGAAGUCAUUGAAGUGUAAUGAUGGAGGGAGGGAGAGAGGAACGGGGGACUGUCAGUUUGUGUGCUUAUUCUGGGGUAUAUGCUGUCCCGUCGGCAUGGGGGGAAUUUGAAACAGCUGCUCCUCGGUUACCAACAUAAAAAUAAGAAAUAUUCCUAA